UUGUCACAGCAGUUGGUGUGACUUGAAUGUUUUAAUUCUUGGUUGGGAUAAAAUGUCAACAAUUGUAAAACAAGAAAUGGAUGACAAUAAUGAUAAAGAAAAUCAAGGUUUGAAUACGAGUCGGCCUGGAUUAAAAGAAGAAGUCGUAACCAAAGUUUUAAAAGAUAGCGGUAAUAUUGGUUGUGAUGAUGUACAAGGUGAUGGCUCUGGAUCAGAAUAUGAAGAUUGUCGGGACGAAAUAUCUUCAUCACCUGUGUCAACUACAUCUGACGCUUGGGAGUCGUUAGCUGGGGAUCCGGUUAGUGACAACCCCUUGAUGACGUCAUCGAUGAUGGAAGAAGAGAAGAAACUUUCAAGCGAAGGGCAGAAGUCAGAAACGGAGUUGAAACAAAGGUCUUUGAAAGAGUGGAAAGAGAUUUCUGAAGAGAAAAGAUUGAAACAGCUAAAUCAUUUGCUUGAAAAGAGCAGUGUUUAUGCCAAUUAUCUUCUAAAUGUGAUUGACACUUGUAAAGAGGAAGAGAAAAAGAAAAUGGAAAGAAGAGAAAAGAGAAAAAAGAAAAAGUUGGCUUCAGCCAAAAAAGUUGAAAAACCUGUAAAAAAUUUGCGAGCUAAGAAACGAAAAGCUGAGGAAAAAGUUGUCGUCGAGAAAUCACAACCUGUAAAGAGGAAAAAGAAAAAUGAAACUCCAGACUCUAACUUUAGCAUUGGUGAUAAAGUUCACGUGAAAAAGAUAAGUCACGAUCACGAGGAGGAUUUGGUUGAAGCAAACGUCACGGAUGUUUGUUUCAUGAAUGAUGUUUAUAAAUACCAGGUUCAUUACGUUGGUGCGGGGAAAAAGGCAAAUGAGUGGAUUGAAGAAAAAAUGAUCUUAGUGUUGGAUGAUGAAGAUCAAGAUGAGGAUGGUGUUAAAAAGAAGAAAAAUGUAAGUGAGGUUGAUAUUGGGAAGAUCAAUAAAGAUGAUUUGCUUGCAUCAAAGUUGUACAUGGGUGAUGGUGGGAAACAAGAAGCAAGAAUUAAAGUUAUAAAUGGAGUGAUGCAAAUAAAUGGCCAAGAUGUUCCACCAAACCAGCCCGAGUAUUUAACUGGUGGCGUGUUGCGACCGUACCAGAUCACAGGCUUUGAAUGGUUAAAGGUUCUCUUUGAUAAUGCUGUGAAUGGGAUUCUUGCUGAUGAGAUGGGUUUGGGCAAAACUAUUCAAUGCAUUGCAAUGAUAUGUAGGCUUGUUAAGUCAGGGUUCACCGGUCCUUUCCUUGUAUGUGCUCCACUUUCAACUAUUUGUAACUGGAUUAAUGAAUUCAAAAGAUUUGCUCCAAGGAUUCCGGUGUUAUUAUAUCACGGUAGCGCAGCAGAGAGGUGCAUUCUCGCUUCUACUAUUUCUCAUCUCAGUCCUGAUCUUGGAUGUCACCCAGUGGUUGUUACGUCAUAUGAAGUUCUAAUCCGAGAUCGCCCAACUUUGGGAAAACACUCGUGGGAAUAUUUGAUUGUGGAUGAAGGACACAGGAUCAAAAAUAUGAACUGUCGGCUAAUUAGGGAACUUAAAGCUCUUAAAGUAAAUGCAAAGCUGUUGUUGACUGGCACACCACUGCAGAACAAUUUAUCAGAGCUGUGGUCUCUGCUUAACUUUCUUCUGCCUGAAGUUUUUAACGACCUCAGCACGUUUGAAGCGUGGUUUGAUCUUAAGAAGAUACAGAAAGGAAUUGAAUCGCAGCAGCAACAAGAUGUAGUGAUAAAACUGCAGAAGAUUUUGGUUCCUUUCUUGUUGCGUCGCACAAAAAGUGACAUCCAGAUAUAUCUUCCCCCAAAGAAAGAGUUAAUCGUCUUUGCACCUUUGUCUGAAAGCCAGAAUGAAAUCUAUCAAGCUAUUGUGAACCGAACAAUCAGACAGUAUUUGCACGAGGAUAAAGAUAAAGAUGAGCAGAAUGAACUUGCUCUAGAGAGAAUCUCCAACGACAGCAAUCAAAGUGAUCAAGGUUUCUAUGAGAGAGAAACAAGAAGUUCAACGUUGGCUACACGACAAGGGAAGGAGAGAGAGGAUAGGAUGACAUAUGAUGAUGAAUCUGUUGUUAAUGUUUCGCUCAGCAAUCUCAUGAUGCAGCUAAGGAAGUGUUGCAAUCAUCCUUACCUUAUCAAGUAUCCUCUCAUACCUGGUACCGACAUCUUCCGGGUUGAUGAAGAACUCAUCUCAUCAAGUGGAAAGCUCCAACUCCUGGAUCGGAUGCUGCCUGUGCUCAAGAAGAAAGGACACAAAAUCCUCCUCUUCAGCCAAAUGACAAGUUUGCUUGAUAUUCUCGAGGAUUUCUGUAACUUCCGAAAUCACUCGUAUGUCCGACUAGAUGGGUCAACGAAAUGUGAAGUUCGACAAGAACGAAUUGACGAAUACAACCGUGAUCCUGACCUGUUCAUCUUCUUGUUAUCGACGCGUGCAGGAGGUCUUGGCAUCAACCUCACCUCAGCUGACACCGUGGUCAUCUAUGACUCAGACUGGAACCCACAAAACGAUCUUCAAGCCCAGGAUCGCUGCCACAGAAUCGGGCAAACACGUUCCGUCCUGAUUUAUCGAUUUGUCUCGUCGAACACGGUCGACCAGUUCAUGGUUGAGCGAGCAGAAGCGAAGCGUGUCCUUGAGAGGAUGAUUAUUAACCGGAAUAAGUUUAAAGGAAAACUCGCAGAAGAUUUGAAUUCCAAAGAAGGAACUUCGAGCGUUUCAACUCAACUUCUUUCCCUGCUUCAACAAAAUAAAAGCGAGAAGACCAUGCCAGCUAUCAGCGAUAAAGAUUUGGUCGAAAUAAUGGAUCGGGAAAAUGUGAUGAAAAGUGAAAAACUUGAAACCAACCACUGUCUUAUAUCUAGUUCUGUUGUUUAGACAAUUUUAAAGACUUUUACAACUGCCACAUUAGAAAACUUUAGAACAAUUUGUCAAAAAAAUCAUCUUUGGAAAAUCCAGGAUGCUCUGUGUGCCAUGUACAUGUAACAUGUUAUUACUUUAGCAAUUUGUAUUCCUGAUUCUUGGUUAUUUCCAUAUGGUAUCAUAUUCCUUACCUGUUAGGCCUAUCAUCGAAAUGCAUAAUUAAUAUUAUCCAUAUGUGGGUGCUCAACUGCUCUCUUUGUAUGCCCAUACUGCUUAAUAGCAAAGCAAUGUCAUCACAUAGAUACAAUUUAUGGCGCAAGUAUCAAACAGCUAAUAUUUUCUUCCGAUACAGUAUUUUUAUACAAAUUUCAUUUCUAUUCAUUUCAAAACAAUCAUAUUUGUCUAAGUUUAAGACAACACAGUUUUUGCAUAUACUUGUUUGUUCUUUUAUAUGCUUACCCCUCCUGCUAUACUACUUAUUAUUAAUAUAACCUCUUACUGCCUUACAACAUUACUGCCAAAACAACAUUUUUUUAUACUUAUAGGGCCAUGACUUUAUAUUCUUAUUAAUUCAUUUCCUAAUUUUGCAAUUUCAAUAUUUUCAAAGUGAACUUCUUGCCGUGGCAAAAUGAUUUUGAGCAAUUUUAACCGUUUUGUUGUUUUCUAG
Ciona intestinalis (vase tunicate) is the source of this 3515-nucleotide messenger RNA. Its product is annotated as lymphocyte-specific helicase-like. Gene Ontology annotation, cellular component: nucleus; pericentric heterochromatin. Gene Ontology annotation, biological process: pericentric heterochromatin formation; negative regulation of gene expression via chromosomal CpG island methylation; lymphocyte proliferation. Gene Ontology annotation, molecular function: chromatin binding; ATP binding. Lineage: Eukaryota; Metazoa; Chordata; Ascidiacea; Phlebobranchia; Cionidae. The record is from RefSeq and is a predicted model, not a curated record.